CCCAUGCAGCGCCACACACUCUCUCUAACACAUUCACACUCUCUCAUGGCGAGCAGAGGGGACGCUGUCUCUGUUAUGGACUGACAGAAGCUCUGCAUUCCUCCUCGCAAUCUUUCCAAAUUACCCAUGAAUUCUCUCGCGUAAAGCGGCGCGAGCGUCCGUCCUCUUCCGUCUAAAAGGGUUAAAGAAAAGAAACCUCAUCAUGAACAGCAUGAGCAGUUGCGGUUUCCUGAAUAUGGCGACGAUAGGAGAAUUCGACCCGCUCAACGCCACUAUUCCUGCUACAAAAGUUGAGAUUACAGUCUCGUGCAGAAACCUGCUUGACAGAGACACAUUUUCCAAAUCAGAUCCAAUUUGUGUGCUGUACACUCAAGGCAUUGGCAACAAAGAGUGGCGAGAGUUUGGGCGGACGGAAGUUAUUGAUAACACUUUGAACCCGGAUUUUGUGCGAAAAUUCAUAUUGGACUACUUCUUUGAAGAAAGACAGAACUUAAAGUUUGAUCUGUAUGAUGUCGACUCCAAGAGUAGCAACCUUUCAAAACAUGAUUUCCUUGGCCAGGCCUGUUGUACAUUGGGAGAGGUGGUGGGAUCAUUGGGUGGUCGAAUGGAGAAGGAUCUUGGGGGGAUUCCAGGGAAGAAAUGUGGGACAAUUAUUGUGAAGGCAGAGGAGCUUAGCAACUGCAGGGAGUCUGUGAUGAUGCAAUUUUGUGGCAACAAACUGGACAAAAAGGACUUCUUUGGCAAAUCGGACCCCUUCUUAGUGUUUUAUCGCAGCAAUGAAGAUGGAACAUUUACCAUUUGCCAUAAGACAGAGGUGGUGAAGAACACACUGAACCCUGUGUGGCAAGCCUUUAAAAUCCCAGUCAGAGCCCUGUGCAAUGGCGAUUAUGACAGAACUAUCAAGGUUGAAGUGUAUGACUGGGAUCGGGAUGGAAGUCAUGACUUCAUUGGAGAAUUCAGCACAAGCUAUAGAGAACUGUCAAGAGGCCAGUCCCAAUUUAACGUGUAUGAGGUCAUAAACCCCAAGAAGAAAGGCAAAAAGAAAAAAUAUCUCAACUCUGGAACCGUGACACUGCUAUCGUUUCUCGUUGAUACUGAAGUCACCUUCCUGGACUACAUCAAAGGCGGGACUCAGAUUAAUUUCACAGUGGCGAUUGAUUUUACAGCUUCUAACGGCAACCCAGCCCAACCCACUUCCCUCCAUUACAUGAAUCCCUAUCAGCUCAACACCUACGCCAUGGCACUCAAAGCCGUGGGGGAGAUCAUACAGGACUAUGACAGCGACAAGAUGUUCCCCGCACUGGGUUUCGGAGCCAAGCUGCCUCCUGAUGGGAGAAUAUCCCAUGAGUUUGCCCUGAAUGGAAACCCUCAGAAUCCAUAUUGCAAUGGCAUUGAUGGAGUCAUGGAGGCGUAUUACCAGAGUCUAAAGUCUGUUCAGCUCUACGGUCCAACCAACUUCUCACCUGUCAUUAACCAUGUAGCCAGAUACGCUGCCUCAGUAAAGGACGGAUCACAGUACUUCAUCCUCCUCAUCAUCACGGAUGGAGUGAUAUCAGAUAUGGCCCAGACAAAGGAGUCCAUUGUUAAUGCUGCAUCUCUUCCCAUGUCAAUUAUUAUUGUUGGAGUUGGACCAGCCGAGUUUGAUGCCAUGAUCGAGUUGGAUGGUGAUGAAGUCAGAAUCUCAUCGAGGGGCAGAUACGCUGAAAGAGACAUCGUACAGUUUGUUCCAUUCAGAGACUACAUUGAUCGCACUGGGAAUCACGUCCUCAGCAUGGCCCGCUUGGCCAAAGACGUUCUUGCAGAGAUCCCAGACCAGUUCCUAUCCUAUAUGAGGACCAGAGGAAUAAAGCCGUCUCCCGCUCCCCCUCCGUACACACCCCCAGGACACCCGCUGCAAACUCAGAUCUAAAAUGGGCCUAGGAGCGAGCCUUGCAGUAUCUCAGUAUCGCUUUCUCAAUCACUCAGUGAGAUGAAGUUUUCCUCAGCUCUCAGCUCUUUCUGUCCCUUUCUCUUUGCACUAUGGGGGCUGUAGAUGGACACCAUGGUUAGACAGGGUUCUGAGAACAGGUUUACUUCCAUUACAGGCAUUCCCUGUCAGGAUGUCUCUCAGUUUCACUCUCUGUCUCUCAAUGCCUGGCUAGCUUGUUUCUGAUGGCCACAUUGUAGAAUGAACUUUGCAUUUCUUGUUAACCGUGAAAAGAGGGAUAGUUAUGUGAAGGUAAGGAAAGGCUAAAAAAAAUGAGCUGACGAUGUUGCGCCCUGUCUCAGAACAGCAGAGCAGCUUCCUCUUCCUCAGACAAGGAAAAGGCUAACAAAUCACCAGUCGCAAACAGACUGUUGUAAAUAACUUUUGAAGUAGACUUCUUCCGUCAUUUCUUAUCUCUUCCUCUUCUUUCUUCUCUGAGCUCUCACUCAAUGUUUACAUGUUAAUGAUUUUCUUACUGUUGGAACUAACUUUUAUAAGCGUAUAUCUUUAACAUGAACUUUGCCGUGCAAAUACUCGCAGCGUGUUAUCUUUGCCAUGCCCGUCAGGUGGCAGGGGCUGGUGUUGUUGCGGAAAACCACAUUUCUUGCAUGGAAAUGGUGUGCUCAGGCAUGCGAUGCAUGUUGUGCAGCGUUCAUGUUAUUUGGCCUUUUCUCGUUCUCUUUUCUCUCACUCACUUUCUCUCUCUCUCUCUCUCUUUUUUUUUUUGCCCUGGCACAAGCACGAUAGAUGGGCACCAUUGUCUAUGAAGAACCUCAUAGGUCUCAACGUGCUUCAUUACAUUUAAAUCUGAGCAGCUGCUCUCAAAUAAGAGCCCAGUGGUCAAAAACACAGAUGCCAUUAUUAUUUUGUGUCUUAAAACAUUGUAUGGAUGUUUUGUAAUUUUCUGUUAUUUGGUGAUGCUGUAUUAUGUUUUUCCAUUAACGUGUAUAUUCAUUCAUCAUAUUUAAUCAUUACCUGGUAGAGUUGCCCAAAGAUAGUGUCAAAAAAGCACAAAGCUAAUUAUGAAAUCCUUCUUUUUGGAUUUCAUUGUGAAUAUUUAAGUGUCAAAACCUGAUAAGAUGCAGAAUUAUACACCUAAUUUAAUUUUUUAUUUGUUUUUGCCAUCCCAUUAUUUUUGUGAAAUGUGCUGGAAAAUCAGGAAAAUCAUUCUUUAAAGUCUCCCCUUACCCAAAUAGUCACAAAACUGGGACACUAGUUCAAAACAACUGUUAAACUAGUUCAAACAUGACUGUUGUUUGUAUGUUUUUAGCUCCUGGUUUAUGAUGAUUUACUUCAUUUAGUAGAAUUCUUCUUUCUUUGUUUUGUUUUUUUUCCUUUGCAAAGUACUAAAACAACACGUUUUUGUUCCUAAACAUUCACACAUAGCAAAUGUGAAUUUUCUAGUAUGUAGCAAACUCAUUUUUCUUCACACACUAGUGUAGUGAACUAUUUUGGGUAACAGCCUCAUGCUGAAGGGGAACGUUCCCUGUUUAACUGCUAUUCUGGAAUUCAGGAUUGUCAUUCCAGUUGUGCUGCUUUGUCACACAUACAAUAUUCACAAGAUAUUAACACAUAAAGCAUUGACACUUGUGCCAAAUCUACUGAUCCAAUGUAUGAAUGUCAUUACAAAAUAUCAAAGGAAGUAUAAUUUUAAAGAAAAAGCAUUUGACGAAUAUAAUUAUUUUAAAGUGAUAAACUACAAGAUAGAAAAUGAAAAACAAAAAUGUUCAAAACAAACAAACAGUAUUGGAUACUUAGUGGUUAUAACAUAUCCAUAAUUAUGUUUUAAGGUCAUGACAUAACAUAAAUUAGGUCAUAAAUCAUGCUUUUUUUUUUUCAUCAUGACUUUGGUAAGCAUGAACUGCACAGAAUUAUGGUUGAAGAAUGAUGCAUGUGUGAAAAAGCAGCACUUGACCCUGGGAGGGUCGGUUGACGAUAGUAUCUCUCUUUUAGGAAUGUUGGCUCUCAACAUUCCUGUACUUUCCUUCAGCUCUCUUCCUCUCUGCAUUGCUGGUGCAACGGCAAAUGCCUCUUUGGCAAGCUCAUUCACCUGUGUGUGUGAGAGAGAGUGAGUGUGUGUGUGUGUGUGUGUGUGUGUGUGUGAGAGAGAGAGAGAGAGCGAGUGGAUGUCAGCUCGGCAAGCAUCAUCGAAGUGUUUUUAAAUUUGUGACUUGACUCACAUGAAAUUUGUUUACUGAAGAUAUCCAAAUAUUAUAUUGUAUGCUAUUCAUAUCUAAAUAUUACGUGCACUAUGUUUGCAUGUACAGUUUUACAAGAGAUUCAUCAGUUCUUUUGUUAUUGUUAGUGUUUUGAGUAAAAAAAACAAACUGGAAAAUAACUGUACAAAUGGCCUUAAUCUCUCACUGAAUUCUUGGAAUUGUGCGAUGCCUUCAGAUAUGAAUUGUUAUAUAUUUUGUGUCAGUGUACAAUUGCUUUCUAGUGUAUAUUUUCUUUGCACAACUCAUGUAUGAAAAAAAUUAUAUUGUAAUUUUUUGGAAUCAGUGAUUAAUCAAAGAAAGCAUGAUUGAAGUUCUGAUUGUCUAGUAAAUCAAUAUGAUGAAAUUAUUAUUUCUGUAUCGAGUACUAAUUUUGGAAUAAACAUUCUUAAUAUACACAUUG
Molecule: messenger RNA, 4585 nt
Organism: Onychostoma macrolepis
Lineage: Eukaryota; Metazoa; Chordata; Actinopteri; Cypriniformes; Cyprinidae
Product: copine-8
Exons: 20
Coding region: 203-1909 (568 amino acids)
Biological process (GO): cellular response to calcium ion
Cellular component (GO): plasma membrane
Molecular function (GO): calcium-dependent phospholipid binding
Source: RefSeq, a predicted model, not a curated record